AUGCCCCAUAUCCUUACACUCUCCUGGAAGUCCAUGAACGACAAGGACUUUUCCAGCACCAAAGGUACCAGCAACGAUAGCGACCAAGGCGAUGGCGCCAUUUCCCACAGGCCCGACAAGAUCCAUCUCGAAACCAGAGCUCGCCUUGAGCGCUACAAAGCAAUAGCUCAACAAUGUCAUGCCCUUCAAAUUAAGGAUCUGUUUGUCGGACAUCAUGCGGGGGAUCAGGUUGAAACGGUCAUCUUUCGUUUCUCCAGAGCGAGCGGAAUUGAUGGGUUAGCGGGUAUCCAGGAUAUGACGUUACUGGGCGUCGUACAUGUCGCAGAAGCCCUAGAUAUCAGAGUUAUCCGGCCAUUGCUCAAUGUGUCAAAGUGGUGUAUGGAACUCAUGACACCAAAAUACGACUCCUCUUUCUACCUAGUGAAGCCAUGGCUACGGGACAUUUGGUUUGACUCUGAUAACGGCGUCUGUCAUAUCAAAUUGCAAACAGCGCCUGUGCCGAACAACAUUGCAGCAUCGACUAAUAUGGGGUGGCUGCAGGAAUCUGAGACCCAUGUUGCAACACGGAUACUUUCCUUCUUGGUGCGCUGGGUGAAUUGCAAGGAUCAUUCACCCCGUCUAGAGGACAUCCAAACACUGCUCAACCAUCUGAGACAGCCACCUGUGGAGUCAUCAUCUUCGAUUCCUGGACCCCCUGUGCCUGCGAUCGAGCAUGAAGAUGAUGCUAGCUCUACGGUUUACAGGCGGAAGAAAACACGGGCGUCUAAGCAUCGACUGGGCAUGCGGCAGACAGCUCAAUCCCAGGAUCCUGGAUACGUUAUGAACGAUCAGAGAGCGGAACUGUCCACGACAUUGUUGACACGGCAGCCUGUUAAUAUUGCGGGCGUCUUGUUCACUCCACCUCGCAAGACCAAAGGUGUCCUCGAUCACUGGACGCUCUCACGUCAGCCCAUGUCCUCUGCAGAACAAUUGGCGGCCUCGGUGUGUGCGGAUCUGGACACGCAAGUGGACCUGGUUUGGGAUCAACGUUUUUUUAUCAGAAUUGAACCUAGUCCUGGUUUACCAGGAUCAGCCAUGUCCCUGCGACAGAGCCAUCUUCGUGUCCGACCAUUGGCCGCAAGCGACGUCCCAACCAUUCAGCGACUGCUUGAGACGGACCCGCAGCAUGGAGAGGACUCGAACAAAUUGAAGACCUGGAUGUUCAUUGUCUCAGGAAAGGUCAGGUUCACCAUCCCUGUGAUCUGUUACAUGGAAGAGCACAGCCUCAGGACGGAUGAAUUGAAUCCUAGCACGAAUACAAAGUUCGGACGCAGAGGUUCGUUGUCGGAGAGGGUAGUUUCUCUGCCGACUCUGGGCAUCAACAUGUUUCCAUCCGGACUCGUAACCAAGAGCUGGUUCAAAUCCAAUGCUCCUGCAGACGCUCGCGAUAUUCGCGAUUACUUGUUAUGCGAGACAAGAAAAGGGCAGUAA
Messenger RNA from Gamsiella multidivaricata, 1470 nucleotides. Its product is annotated as PP-loop family-domain-containing protein. Gene Ontology annotation, molecular function: ATP binding; ligase activity, forming carbon-nitrogen bonds. The record is from RefSeq and is a predicted model, not a curated record. Gene Ontology annotation, biological process: tRNA processing. The coding region runs from base 1 to 1470 and encodes 489 amino acids. NCBI's taxonomy places the organism in Eukaryota, Fungi, Mortierellomycota, Mortierellomycetes, Mortierellales, Mortierellaceae. The transcript is spliced from 2 exons.